CUCACUUCCACCAUGUGAUCGAGCUGCUGAGGUUCAGACAGGGGACGCUGUCCGGGAUCUUCCUCUCUGCAGUGUUCCAGUUCUCCUACACAGCCGUGUUCGGGGCCUACACCGCCUUCAUCUUCAUCAGAACAGGUCACCUGAUUGGCCCGGUGCUCUGCCACUCCUUCUGUAACUACAUGGGUUUCCCCGCCAUCAGUACGGCGAUGGAGCACCCUCACCGCCUCACCGUCCUCUCCUCCUACCUGAUGGGGGUGAUCCUCUUCUUCCUCUUCCUCUUCCCCUUCACUGACCCCGCCUACUACGGCCUGCCCACCCCCGUGUGCACCCUCACCUCCUCCCCCAGCUCCCUCUGCCUCUCCUGAUUCCUGCCCCCCCCCCCAGUUUACAGUUAAGGUGAGGGUUGAGCUGCCAUGGAGAGUCGGGAAAUAUGUGGUCUAUGGCCUCCUGAUACGUCGGUGCAUAUUCAUUAAAUAUGAGUCAGCUGAAGCUCUUCUGAGAAGGGGGGGUUCAUGUUGCUGGGACCCUGGCACUGUGUGUUACUGUAGUCUCUGUCCCUGAUCUUAAUGUAGCGCUAACACUGAAGGACACUUCCCCCUCAGAUCCUCUCGUACUGAUGGAUCUCCUCUGUUUGUGACGAUCAUAAUAUUCAAUUUUAAAUAUGAAUCUUCCCCUCGUAGUCCGUUUGCCAGCUCGUAGGAUCCGAGUGAAACCAGAAAUGAUGAGUACCCCAAACUUCUAUGUUAAAAUGUAUAGUAGGGGUCUCCAGCACAUAGAAACUGCAGGAUGAUAACUUGCAUAUGUUGGGCAAUUUGCACAAAAUGCCAAUAUGUGUACUCUGUGGACUGAUUUUGAUAUAUUUUGGGACAAUUUCUGGUUGAAACUGCCAUUUUUGAUCCUGAAAAUGAUCCAAGCCAUUGUUCACUAUUGUCCACAUAGGCUAUAAUGCUAAUGAAUGCAAAUGAAUGCAACUUUUGCUAAUUGUGCAAAUGUCCCAACAUAUGCAGGUUAGCAUCCGUCAGCUUGUGGUGGAGGCCCAUACUAUUCACACUGCUGACAACUAGCUUAUCAGCCUGAGCCCGUCUUUUGAAAGGAUCAUUCUUGUUUAUUACAACGUGGUCUUAUUUUCACAAUCCAUUUCCAUCACUUAUAAAUUGACCAAGUUAAUGCAGAGAUUUAGAAACAAAGGUAAAUAACAGCGAAGGGCAGGUGUAUAGAACAUUCCUAGGGAACAGUAAAACAUGUAAAGGCGAAAGUUGAGGUAUAUUCAUAUCCAUAUUUACUUGUUUGAGCUGAGGCUUGCUAGUUCUCACUUUUUAAAAUCUCAGUUGGGGCAGUGAUGAACCUUGAUCCGUGUCUCAACUAAUGCCGUGUUGGGUCCUUGAAUUUGAGGGAAUUAGGAUGGGAACCGUAAAAUGAUCACCCAUAAUCAAUCCACUUCCUGGUUAACCUGUGAGCUACUGGACUUCUGCUAGAUUUCUGUAUACACGAGGGCUUCAGCUGCUGAGUCUUUGAACAAUUCAGUAUGCUAUUGAAGGGUUCCUGCCACCCUGUUAUUCAGCAUGGAUCUAAGCUGCUGGAAAAAAGCAUUAUAUUGAUCCAGAUAUUCUUCUGGUUUGUUCCUGAGCCAUCAGAUCAUCUGACUGUUCGUGGUUCAAAUAGAUACAUGAUGGCAAAAACGAUGAAAGUAAGACCUUGGUUGUAGAGUCCUGCUGCCCGUUGAGUUUUGAAAAGGUUUAGGGUUUUUAGACGGGUUUGGAUAAUUUGGGUGCCUAAGGUUUAGGUUUUAAAUUGGGCAGUAGUAGUUGGGUUUAGUUGAAUCUGAAAGAUUGGGCUUGUUUAGCCCGUACAGAACUCUUAUCAAGGUUUGAUAAACCUGAAUUAUCCUUACAUUCUUUGAACAUCUCUUGAGCGAGACUUGAAUAUAUCAUUUUUUUCCAGAGUCACAGCCCUUACAAAAUCGUUGUUGCUGCACUGCAUUGUGGUUCAAAGAGGCUCAUAGACAUGUUGGAUCCUCUCCUGGUUGGAUUCCUCUCUGAAUGAUUGUCAAACAGCCUGCUGUAGCUGCACUGGAGUUCAGGAAUGUAGGAGAUCACCGUUAGCUGUUUUAAUUGUACACACUCGUUCUUAACCGUGUCAUUUCUUACCUGUCCAGACAAAUCAGACAGCGGCUCUCUGCUGCCGUAGAGAGGCUGGAUGGGUCAGUGUUGGCUAUAAAUGUUAUUUAUAUGCAUGUUUCAGUGCUGGUAGUUGUUGUUCUGUUGGUGAUGGGUUCACUGUCCAUAUUGACUGAAACAUACUCUGUGUGAGCCACAAACACAAGACUGGUUUUGAAUACCAGGAAGUUGUACUUAUGUCCUCUGGAAGGUGAGACAUUCCACAAGUAGAGUUUGCUUUUGCCUUGUUGAGUUCAACUCUUUAAUGCAGUUUUCUUUGGCUCCUGAAACCUGUCAAUCAAACUCUGGGGCAGAUUUAGCCCCCAGAAGGACUUCCCUUUUCCAUAUGAAUCAUAAAGCAGUUAAACUCCCCGUACUGUAGCAGAUUGUUAACGCUGUUAGAAAGUAGUUUCUGUCUGGACAUGUUUGAAAACACUUUAGAAAGUUGUGUUCUAACACAUCAAAAUAACAGUUUAAACGAUGAUGUUCUGAUGCAACUGUGCUUUAAAUGCUAGUUCUUAGAUCUGUGUGGCCAGAACGUUUUGAAAAUGUAAAAUGUGUUACCCAGCAGACUGCCGACACUAAAAAGCAAACUAGCUGCUUUUUGGUGUACAGUACACAAACUUUAUUCCCAUCCUUGGUCGCACAAACCAACACAAAUUCAACUUUCUCUUCAGUCAAAUCCAAAAAAACAGAGAGUGUGUGUGUGUGUGUGUGUGUGUGUGUGUGUGUGUGUGUGU
This is a messenger RNA of Notothenia coriiceps (black rockcod), 2896 nucleotides long. RefSeq names its product CAAX prenyl protease 2-like. Lineage: Eukaryota; Metazoa; Chordata; Actinopteri; Perciformes; Nototheniidae. Gene Ontology annotation, cellular component: endoplasmic reticulum membrane. The transcript has 3 exons. Gene Ontology annotation, molecular function: metalloendopeptidase activity. Gene Ontology annotation, biological process: CAAX-box protein processing. The annotation marks the transcript as partial. The record is from RefSeq and is a predicted model, not a curated record.